GUGUUACAAUGGUUUACAAAGUUAUUACUCUUUUCUGUUUGGUUUUGUUAAUAUCUAAUAUUGCAGCCUUCGUGAAAAGAGAUGUAUCGCCUCCACAAACAAAUGUACUGCAAUCCAUACAGGCAAAUGUGGACGAGUUCAGAAAAUGUGUUGACCAAGUUCUGGCUAAUUCGGUAAAUCAAGUCAGUACGCAGCAACUACAGCCGAUAUUCAGUGUCAUUGGUGAUCAAGUCAAUAGAGUUUCAAAGGCGAUUCAAGACCUGACUGCUCCAUCUCCAGCUUCUAAUGCAAAUUAAUUUAUAAAAUAUAAACUAUUAAUGUAUUUUG
This is a messenger RNA of Achroia grisella, 327 nucleotides long. RefSeq lists its product as uncharacterized. Lineage: Eukaryota; Metazoa; Arthropoda; Insecta; Lepidoptera; Pyralidae. Bases 9 to 296 code for a protein of 95 amino acids. The record is from RefSeq and is a predicted model, not a curated record. The transcript is spliced from 3 exons.